GCUAACAUGAGGAGGACUUUGUCUAAACUUGCUCCGUUCCUUUAGGUGUCCUAUCAGGAAAUUAGGCCGACAUGGUUCUUGAGGAGCUGGCCACCCGUCUCAACGACAGAGAGUAUAAGAACUGGCUGAAAGCAGGCCGGUGUCUGCUCUUACUGAGGGAUGGGCUGCACCCCUUCAUCAGCCAACGCAUGAGAGCUUUCCACGCAGACCUGAUCAAUCAGAACAGUCUGCUGCGGAAACCCUGUGAGACCUCUUCAUGCAGGCCCAGAGGGACUAAGUUUCUACCAUGCAGGGCUUGUUCAGAGUGGCAAACAGUGAUCCUGAGACACCACAGACAGCGAGCGACAGCCACAGUGAACUGGGAGAACUGUUUCCCUCCCCACUGGAGGACAGACUACUGGGAAUUGGCCAAGGCCUUUAUGCCACGGGGUCUGGGGAAGGUGAAGGCAGCAGAUCAAUGCGAUGCCUCUGCUCUGCUCAACCUAAUCAACUACUGUGAUUAUUUCCAGUCUGUGGAUCUAAAAUGUGUGAGAGAGGUGAUCCGUUACAGGAACGAGUUGAUGCAUUCUUGUGAGCUGCGUGUGAAGAAUGACUGGAUGAGGCACUAUGAGACCAGUUUGAAAAACCUUGUAAGGCAGUUCAGCCCCAUACCACAGAUGGCAAGAGUCGGCCAACAGAUAGAGGAGAUGCUGGUCGUUGAUUUGUCAAUAUGUGUCUCUGGUUUGGACCGAAUGGAUUCUGCUAACAUGGAUGGAAUAGAGUGCGACUCUGUCAGCCAAUGGGAGACAAGCCCUGACUUAAUCAGCCAGUGGGAGACUGAGUUACUACAAGAGAGACUGCAGGAGUUACUGCAUGUUGCUACUGCUGCUGAAGAUGAUACAGAUGUCACAAAGGCAGAGGACACUGAGCAGUUGAAGAGACUGGGGGGUUUCCUGCAGGCCAACAGAGACCUGGCUGAGCGGUUUUCUACAGAGCUCAAAGCCAUCAACUCACUGGAGGCCAGAGAAUAAGAGGAGGAAGGCGGGACAAAGAGAAUGCAGAGCAUCUUGUGCACUACAUUUAUAUAUUCACUACUUAAAAUGUGUUAUGGUCAGAAUUUAAGCUGAUCAGGGGAUUUGUGACAACUUGUAUGUUCAUGUACACUAUAUAGAAUUUCAUUAAAAAUGUAAAUUAAAGAUCAAA
This is a messenger RNA of Morone saxatilis (striped sea-bass), 1182 nucleotides long. RefSeq lists its product as uncharacterized. NCBI's taxonomy places the organism in Eukaryota, Metazoa, Chordata, Actinopteri, Moronidae. The transcript is spliced from 6 exons. Bases 72 to 1010 code for a protein of 312 amino acids. The record is from RefSeq and is a predicted model, not a curated record.